This is a messenger RNA of Ochotona princeps (American pika), 2086 nucleotides long. It is a transcript of the gene FBXW8, whose product is annotated as F-box and WD repeat domain containing 8. Gene Ontology annotation, molecular function: protein binding. NCBI's taxonomy places the organism in Eukaryota, Metazoa, Chordata, Mammalia, Lagomorpha, Ochotonidae. The record is from RefSeq and is a predicted model, not a curated record. Gene Ontology annotation, cellular component: ciliary basal body; Cul7-RING ubiquitin ligase complex; centriole. Gene Ontology annotation, biological process: cilium assembly; protein ubiquitination. The coding region runs from base 88 to 1884 and encodes 598 amino acids. The transcript has 11 exons.
ACGGCCGCGCGGCUUCCGGCCACGGCCGGACACUUCCCGCGGAGGGACUGUCCCGUGGCAGACACGAAGGCCCAAGGAGCUGCGACCAUGGCCGACCACGGCCUGGAAGAGUUCCGCCGGCGCUGGCAGGAGGAGCUGGCUCAGGCCCAGGCCCUGAGGAAGCGGCGACGGCCGGAGGCUGCGGAGCGGCGGCCCCGGCGGCCCGAGGUGACCCCCGGGCGCGGCGAGCAGGCCUCGGGGUACCUGGCGUUGGCCCAGGGUCUCCUUGAGGGCGCCGGGAGGCCUCCGGGGGCGCGGGCGUCCCGGGCCGAGAGGUCGGACGCCGCGAGCCGCUCCCGCUCCCCGCCGGUCCGUGAAGGCGCUGGGGGCAGCGAGCCCCUGGUGGACCAGCUCAUCCGCGACCUGAAUGAAUUGGAUGAUGUGCCCUUCUUUGAUGUCCAACUGCCUUAUGAAUUGGCAAUCAACAUAUUUCAGUAUCUGGGCCGGAAAGAACUAGGAAGAUGUGCACAGGUGAGCAAGACGUGGAAGGUGAUUGCAGAAGACGAAGUGCUGUGGUAUAGGCUGUGCCAGCAGGAAGGACACCUUCCGGAGAGCAGCAUCUCAGAUUAUUCCUGCUGGAAGCUCGUCUUCCAAGAGUGCCGAGCCAGGGAGCACAUGUUAAGGACCAACUGGAAGAAUCGAAAGGGGGCUGUGAGUGAGCUGGAGCCUGUUCCGGACGCAGUGUUGUGUGAUGUGCAUUCUCACGACGGCGUUGUCAUUGCUGGAUACACAUCAGGGGAUGUUAGGGUGUGGGACACCCGCACCUGGGACUACGUGGCCCCCUUCCUGGAAUCAGAGUAUGAGGAGGACGAGCCUGGAAUGCAGCCAUAUGUCUCCUUUGUGAGGAUAAACAGCUCGCUGGCGGUAGCGGCUUAUGAGGAUGGAUUUCUCAAUAUUUGGGACCUAAGGACUGGAAGAUAUCCCAUCCACCGCUUCGAGCAUGAUGCAAGAAUACAGGCACUGGCCCUCGGCCGCAAGGAUGUCACUGUCGCCACAGCCUCUGCAUUUGGUGUUGUAAUGCUGUACCCCAACGAGGAGGGCUACUGGCAGAUGGCAGCCGAGUUUGAAGUUCAGAAACUGGUCGACUUCCUUGAGAUAGUUCCAGAUACCGGGAGGUACCCUGUGGCAAUAGCCACAGCUGGAGAUCUGGUCUACCUGCUAAAAGCUGAAGACUCUGCCAGAACCCUCCACUACGUCUAUGGGCAGCCUGUCACAUGUCUGGAUGUCUCUGCAAGCCAGGUUGCCUUUGGUGUCAAGAGCCUAGGAUGGGUGUACGAAGGAAACAAGAUCCUGGUGUACAGCCUGGAAGCAGAACGCUGCCUCUCAAAGCUGGGCAAUGCCCUCGGGGACUUCACAUGCGUCAACCUCAGGGAUAGCCCUCCCAACCUCAUGGUCAGCGGCAACAUGGACAGGAGAGUGAGGAUCCACGACCUCCGCAUGGAUAAGAUCGCACUGUCGCUCUCCGCCCACCAGCUUGGGGUCUCCGCGGUGCAGAUGGACGACUGGAAAGUUGUCAGUGGAGGCGAGGAAGGCCUGGUCUCCGUGUGGGAUUAUCGCAUGAACCAGAAGCUGUGGGAGGUACAUUCCAGGCACCCGGUUCGGCACAUCUCCUUUAACAGCCACAGCCUCAUCACAGCCAACGUGCCCUACGAGCGGGUGUUGCGCAACCCUGACCUGGACAACUUCACCGCAUACAGGAGGCACCGGGGCCUGAUCCACGCCUACGCCUUCGCAGUGGACCAGCUGGCCUUUCAGAGCCCCCUACCCAUGUGCCGCUCGUCCUGCGGCGCCAUGAACAGUUACGACUACAACCUCGCGCUGGCAUUUCCCUCAGACAACGCCUAAGGACCUGCCCCUGGGGAGAAAGGCGGGCUGGACCAAUUUUAGGAAUUUUAAAACUCCAGAGAGCCCUGCACUGGGUGUUUUGUGGAUGAUUUGAGGGAGGGCGCACCCUGAGCCCCCUGAGAAAGCCAGGCUUGCCUGGGCCUCGUUCGUGCUGUUGCUCCUGUGCCUUGAGGGCCGUGCACCCAGCUGAGGUCAGAUCCCU